This is a messenger RNA of Sorghum bicolor (sorghum), 555 nucleotides long. RefSeq names its product probable transcriptional regulator RABBIT EARS. NCBI's taxonomy places the organism in Eukaryota, Viridiplantae, Streptophyta, Magnoliopsida, Poales, Poaceae. The record is from RefSeq and is a predicted model, not a curated record. The transcript has a single exon. Bases 1 to 555 code for a protein of 184 amino acids.
AUGGAUGCUGCCGGCCAAAUCAAGCUGCAGCAGCAACACCAACCGCCAUGCAGUGACAACAACUUCAGCUUGUUGGCCGCCGCCGCCGACUCCUCCUCCUGGCCGCCGCCACAGGUAAGGUCGCCGCCGUCGUCGUCAUCGUCGUCGUCCUACACCUGCGGGUACUGCAAGAAGGAGUUCAGGUCAGCACAAGGGCUGGGAGGGCACAUGAACGUCCACAGGUUGGACAGGGCCAGGCUGAUCCACCAGCAGUACAUGUCGUCGUCGUCACACCGUACUGCUCCCCCUCCCAGCAACCCUAACCCUAGUUGCGCAGUUCUUGAUCUUGGGCUCAGCUUGUCGUCGCUGCUAGCGCGCGGCGGCGGCGAUGGAGGCGGCUUGCCUGUUCCGUUAGAAAAGCAGCUGGGCGACCGUUUCUCCUCUGCAUCGUCCGCUGCUGCGACUAAUGACUACUACUCCGAGGUGAAGAACUUGGAGUUGAGGAUGGGAGCGUGCAGUCAUGGCGGCGAUGGCACGGAAGAACGUCUGGAUCUUCAGCUUAGACUGGGCUACUAG